UUCAAAACCUCGUGACGAGCGGUUGCCGCGAUUGCCGCGUUCGCUGUCUUUCCGAUUUCCUCAAAAAUCACAAGCCACUUUUUUGUAUAAAACUACAACAUUUUUUUUCGAAGCAACUUAAAGCCAUCAAAAGCAACAAUAGCCUGCUAAACAAAACAAUUCACUACCAAGCCGCGUUAAACAACAACAACCCGAGAAUAUAUAUUUCUAAAUAUAUAUAAAACAAAACCAAUCACUUGAGAAAUAUUGUGUGUGGUGAGAAAAGUGAGUGUUUAUUUUUGGGAAAUUGAAAUUCAAAUAGAAAUAGAAAUAGUUAACCGCAACCAAUCGCUUCCAAUGGAAAUCAUGUGCCUAAAAAUGCAAAUUGCUCGAAGAAAAUCAACAACGUCUAUUUAAAACAAAAAAAAGUCCAACUCAAGCCAAUCAAAUACAAAACGUGUUGGGAAAAAGUCAAAUAACAAAAAAAGAAAUACAGCAAAUACAAAAUCAAACAACAACAGUCGCUCGCGAACACACAAAUAUUUUUAUAUUUUUAUACAUAUAUAUAUAAAUACAUAUAUAUGUGCAUAUAUAAAAUUGCAUAAAAAUAUUUUUUUACUCAAGACAACCGACGCACACACACCAGCGCAGUCGACGAGAAACACAGAUACAUUCGCCGCUCGCACACACGACGACGACGUGGCCCCGCUUCAGUGUGUUGGUGUAUCUGUGUGUGAUUGUGCGACGCCAGCGUCGCUGCUCCAACAACAACACCAACAAAAGCAGCAGCAGCAACAGCAACAACGACAGCAGCAACAACUACAACAACAACCGCCGGUCGCCAAGUUGAUUAUUAUUAUUUUUUUGGCACGCCGAAAAAAACCCAGCGAAUAUAAUAAUACGAGGUUGGCGCAAAAAUAAUAACAAAAUCAAACAUCAUUCGCCGGCGUCGUUUUUGUGUUAAUUAAAUUUACUUUUGUGAAUGAAAUGCGAAAGAAAGCAAAGCGAAAAAUCAUCUUUAAUAAAUGCUAAAUAAAAAAACCAGCAGUCGCGAUCGCGAGUAAGAAUUUCGAAGAGAGAAUCGCCUUUGGAAUAUAACUGAAAACCAGAAAAUAACACGAAAUCAUCGAAACAUUUUGGAUACACCUCUCAAAACCGAAAAAAUUAAGGAUUACACAACCUACAACUUAUGGUGAUUAAUUACGGAAUUUGUACCACGGAUUGCUUUUGAAAAUCAAUAAAGCAAUCUGUUCGCAGCUGUCGGAAUCUGCAAAAGGAUGAAGGCAAAUCGAGCUGAGAACGGGCGCAGCAACUACGAUCGGCGGCAUUGAGGAUCUCGGAUCUCGGAUCUCGGAUCCGGAACCGCAACUCGGACCGAUCUCGAUCUCGAGGUGGAGCGAGCAGUGGAGCGGAACGAGGACGAGGACGUGGAGCGGAGGAGUGGAGGUGCAGGAGGAGGAGGAGUCCUGGUUACAACGACACUACAUGGAUCGCAGGAAUGGCGGCGAUCCCUUGGCGCCACCCCGGCCCCCGAAGUUAUUACCGCGAGUGCAUCGACCAAGGGCGCCGGAGCCGACGUUGAGUGGCAUCGACCAAGUAUCUGUAUCAUCUGUAUCAUCUGCAACAUCCACAAUCCAUACAAACAACAAUUCACAGCAGCAACAACUUAGUAUUAGCACAGCCGCCGCGAGCAACAACAAUAAUAAUAAUAAUAAUACGAUAUCGAUAAUACCCGCAUCGCCGGAUUUCGACGACUAUCAGAUCCACCACCUGACCUUCCUGCCCCAGCGACCCAGCAGUUUGAGCCGCAACAGCAGCACGGCCUCCUCGACAACGGCAACGGGCAUAAGUGUUUCGGGAUCGGGAUCUGUUUCGGGAUCAUCCUCUAGCUUUACGAGGCGGAGACCACCGGCAAUACCCAUACCGCUGGUUAACAAUAAUAACAACAACUUCCUUAGUCAUUUCCAAAGCGCUGGUGAGCCGGCGAGCUCGGUGAACUCGCUGGGCCAGCCGCCCGCCUCCCCCGUCACGCUGGCUCAACCGCGACCCGAGUCCGAAAGGCUAACCAACGAGUAUGUGGACACGCCGCUGCAGCAUGCGACGCGUGCCCAGCAUCCGGCUGGCCAGCAGGAUAAUGGCCAGACGACCACCCACCAUCUGUUGCUGCUGCCCCAAAGGAAUCAGCAUUUGCAGCAGCAGCACCAGCAGCAGCAGCAAAUGCACCAGCAACAUAUGCAGCAGCAACAUGCGCGACUGGCGACGACGACGACGCAGGCGACGUCCGUUGGAAGCGACCACACCGAUGGCUUACUACAUUCGCACCUGCAAUCAAAUAGCACUAAUAGCAAACCACCCGCCUCGAAACAACAGCAGCAGCAGCCAGGACCCAGAUUGGGUUUGGGUUUAGGAUUGGGUUUGAACCAACCCAUAAUAACCAAACAGCCGACGCAGAAGGAGCAUAUGCAUGCCCUGGAGGAGCUGCUGCAACCGGGAGGAGGAACAGGAGGAGCUAACAAUGGGCCCCUGGUCAUGUCCGGCGAUCCCAGCCUCUCCAAUCCCAUCGUCUGUCCGCGCUGCGGUCGCUGUCGCUGCGAGCAGUGCCAGAGCCCCAGGCCGCUGCCCCAGACGUGGGUGUGCAACAAGACCUGCCUGUGCAGCGCCGAGUCGAUCAUCGACUAUGCCUCCUGUCUGUGCUGUGCCAAGGCCCUGUUCUAUCACUGUGCGCGGGAUAAUGACCUGGAUUGCGACGACGGGAAUGGCACACCCUGCGUGGAUAAUCCCUGCUCCUGUGGGCCGUACAAGAGAACCCAGAGAUGGGGUUGGCUGGGAGCCCUGUCGAUCUUCCUGCCCUGCCUGUGGUUCUACUGGCCCAUGAGGGGUUGCAUGAAGCUGUGCGAAAAGUGCUAUGGCAGGUUUGCCGGCCGAGGAUGCCGCUGUCAGGGAGGAUCGAUGGGCGGAGGAGGAGGAGGAUCAGGCAUUGGAGGAGCAGGCGGAGCCAUAGGAUCCACCAGCAGCAUGUUGCCCAUUGUGCCCCUGGGGGUGAAUGGCAAUAGUCUGGGGGGUGGAAUAAAUCUAUCCAGUGGCACGGAGGGCGCACUCAACCAGGCGAAUGGCAAGGCCAUGGAGCACGGAUGCAGUGCCGCCAGGAGCAUCCUGCGCAAGGGGGACCUCACGCCCGAGAAGCGACUCCUGGACUCCAGUCCCGACUAUUAGGAUUCUACUUCUCCUCCUUCCCAUUUUUGUGCCCGGCUUUUGAACCUAGGCAAAAACCUUAAGGCACAAAAAAUUGUAGGAAAUCGUGAACCCCCUUCAUAUAUACCCCCAAUAUAUAUACGGAAAAUAUUUAAUAUAUGAUUUAAAAAAGGAUAUAUAAAAAAAGAGGAAAA
Drosophila takahashii is the source of this 3365-nucleotide messenger RNA. It is a transcript of the gene sty, whose product is annotated as sprouty signaling antagonist. Gene Ontology annotation, biological process: multicellular organism development; negative regulation of Ras protein signal transduction; negative regulation of fibroblast growth factor receptor signaling pathway. NCBI's taxonomy places the organism in Eukaryota, Metazoa, Arthropoda, Insecta, Diptera, Drosophilidae. The record is from RefSeq and is a predicted model, not a curated record. Gene Ontology annotation, cellular component: cytosol; membrane.